GGUGGGGAGAACGACCGAUAAUAUCCAGUCGUUCGAAACUCUUGCGCAGUGCCGCACGCCCGCGCGCCAUUCCUUUGUUUACGUCGCGAGUCUUUGUUUAGCGCGAUGGCAGCAUUCUUAUUAUAGUUAAUGUUAGUGUGUGAUCCUUACAAAAAUGUUAACGGACGGCUCUGAGUCCCACGAGACGAAUUCUACAUCGUCUGAAUAUUCUCUCAAUAUAUGCUUUGAGAAUAUUAAUUACAAUGUUCGCCACGGAAUCUUGGCGGGAGGCAGAAAAGCAAUCCUGCGCAACAUCAGUGGCACCUUCAACUCCGGCGAGCUGAACGUCAUAAUUGGCCAGUCCGGGGCCGGGAAGAGCUCCCUCAUGGACAUCCUGGCUGGAUACACAAAGCCAACAAGUGGUCAGCUCUACGUGAACGGGCGUGUGCGCGAUGAGGACACCUUCCGGAGACAGUCCUGCUACAUCCUGCAGGACGACCAGCUCCAGGAGAUGCUCACUAUCCAGGAGAACUUGACCAUCGCCGCGGAACUCCGUCUCGGGAAUCAUGUGAGCAGGGAGCAGAAAAAGAAACGGAUAAAAGAAAUCGUGACAUCCCUCUGUCUCACGGAAGCGAGGCACACGAGGGCGGGCCACCUGUCCGGGGGUCAGAAGAAGCGGCUGGCCAUUGGCCAGGAGCUGGUCACGGACCCACCUGUUAUGUUCCUGGAUGAACCUACCAGUGGCGUGGACAGCUUAGUUACGAAAAAAAUAAUGGAGCUUCUCCACCAACUGGCCAGGCAAGGUCGGACGGUGGUGAUCACCAUGCACCAGCCUUCUGCCACCCUCCUGCCCCUCAUAGACCGACUCUACGCCAUGGUGGGAGGAAACUGCGCGUAUAUAGGAUCAGUACAUUCGCUUCUGCCAUUCUUGAGGAAGAUAGACAAGCCGUGCCAACCGUAUCACAACCCAGUAGAACACUUGAUCGAAUUAUGUGGUGAAUGCGAGUACCAGCAAGCGCUCGUAGAGUUCUCUCAAAAUGGAAGGAACAAUGAAUGGAUAAUUAGUACUGAGACUGAAAGUGGCCUUGAUGACAAAAAUAUUAAAUUAUGCAGCAAUGAAGUUUACCUAACCACGUUACCGCCACCCAAGGAAGACCCAACCAACAAAAUUCUAUUAGCUUUAAAAAGUACAUAUUCCACGUCCAUUUGGAAACAGUUUUCAACGUUAACACGGAGAUCUGUUCUGUCAACAUGGCGGAACCCGAGCUUCACAAUGCUGCUCACUCUCAUCCACUGCUUGAUGGCGUUAUUCAUCGGGUUCCUAUUCUACGACAUCGGCCACGAUGCCCGCUACGUGAGGGACAACUACAAUAUGCUGUACUUCAGUCUCAUGUUUCUCAUGUUCACUGCGUUUAGUGCAGUCACUAUUACCUUUCCUCAAGAAAUUCCAGUGGUCAGGCGGGAGUACUUCAACCGCUGGUACUCAACAGCGGCUUACUACAGCUCGACCCUGGUCUCCGCCAUCCCGACCCAGGGCGUGUGUACCCUCACCUACGCCUGCAUUGUGUACUGGAUGACCGGGCAGCCUCCGGAACCUAGAAGAUUCUUCGGAUUCUGCUGGACUCUGCUUAUGGUCUCUGGGGUUGCGCUCUGCCUUGGUCUUCUCAAUGGAGCCAUGUUUAACGUCAAAAAUGGCGUCAUAUUCGGGCCCUUCGUCAUCACACCAUUCACCAUCUUCUCCGGCUUCUUCCUCCGUUACAGUGACGCCCCGGCGUUCGCUCGUUGGGUGUUCCACAUCUCGUUCCUCAAACACGGCCUCGUGGGAUUGGUCUUUUGUAUAUUCGGCAUGGAUCGGGAGAAACUCCCGUGCUCAGAUAUCUACUGCCACUAUCGUCUGCCUGCGCAGUUCCUCAAAGAUAUCGAAAUGAUUGACGAUCCGUAUUUUAUAGUUGUUAUAGCUCUGUUCGCGAUAGGAGCUGGUGUUGUUUUGUUGUCAUAUUUUAUACUUAAUUUUAGAUUGAAGCAUAAAUGGUAGUGUUAGCUUAAUGACGAUUUACCGCCGAAUUGAUACUGUUAUGUUGUGACAGGAUAGCUGUGCCUUCGCGGUUUGAAAUGGUAUGCGGGUUUGUAUGAUCGUUUUUUGAAAUGACUUUAAGGUUGAUAUUUUUAUAUAUAUAUUUUUUUUUUGUUUUAAAUUCAAGGUAAGGUAACGAUUAAAUUUUACACGUUUUUAUGGGUAUGUCCGGUGUUGAAACUUACAUGAUAAACAUAUGGCGAUAUGAAACAGUCUAUACUUACUUACGAAUCUGGUAUUCCUUAAAACAAAUUUAUUUAAAUGGCCAUAAUAUUUUUUUCAUGUUUAAUUAUAGUUGGUUGGUGAUAGAUUCAGUAAGAGUAUUCAUUUUUAGACGGCCAAAAAAUUGGAAAUAUAUACUGGAGUAAAUUUGGAUAGAGAAGCUACUUUUAUUUUUCGUAAUUAUUGUGACUAGUGAAGGGUGGCAAGAGAUCAAACUGGUUUCGAAAAUCCGGUUUCGUGUCAUCGCCUAAAAUAUUUUAAUGUCUUGGUUUUAAUAGAUAAAGUUAGUAUGUUCUUUGACCAUUCGGGUUAUAGUUUUAUACAUUUUUUACAAGUAGUGUUAAGCGGUCGAAUGUAAUAAAUAAUAUUUUGUUUGUAAAAGGUAUUUUUAAACCUAGUGUCAUAUUUUUCAUACAGUCAUUAUUAUAUUAACGUAUUCAUUACUAUAUUAUUUUUAAAGUAAUAUUUGAAGAAAUUAUAUUAUUAUUAAUUAAAUUUUUGUGUACCAAACAUAAUGUAUAAGUAAACAUAAAAAUAUUUUCUUCAUUUGUUGUGCUUAUUUUCGUCAAGUUAAAAGUUACAAUGCAAUUGCCAUGCCAUAUCGCAUACUUAUAUUAUAUGAGAAAAAAUUAAAUAUAAUUUUAAAUAUGUUACAUAUAAAAUAAGUUUAUUAAUUAAUUUAUAUGUGUACAUAAAUGUAUGUUUAAUUUUUAUAAUUUAUAUUACAUUUAAAUUUAUUUUAUUUAAUUACACCUAAAACAAUUUAAUUAUAUUUAUCUAAUAACAAAUUAUUAUAUGGGAUAAAAUCAUUCCACAGAAUUAUUUGCUCAAAUACUAUGGUGUAAAUGGAUGCUGUGUAACUUUUAAUGGAAGUAAGGUAUAAUAAUACUUUUAAAUGACAAAAUGCGAAUAUGAUUAUUAAAAUUGUAGAUAUACAAAUAUCUCUGUGAUAAUUAAGUAAAGAACAACAAUAUAUUAUUAUUCCCAUGGGAAUUAAGGAAGAUGUGUUAGCUUUUAAGACUAAGUUGUGGUUAUAACUAUUUU
Amyelois transitella is the source of this 3319-nucleotide messenger RNA. RefSeq names its product ATP-binding cassette sub-family G member 4. The record is from RefSeq and is a predicted model, not a curated record. The transcript is spliced from 10 exons. Gene Ontology annotation, cellular component: plasma membrane. Bases 155 to 2014 code for a protein of 619 amino acids. Gene Ontology annotation, molecular function: ATP binding; ATP hydrolysis activity; ABC-type transporter activity. Lineage: Eukaryota; Metazoa; Arthropoda; Insecta; Lepidoptera; Pyralidae.